Messenger RNA from Scomber japonicus (chub mackerel), 2255 nucleotides. Its product is annotated as NACHT, LRR and PYD domains-containing protein 12-like. Gene Ontology annotation, molecular function: protein binding. The coding region runs from base 1 to 2232 and encodes 743 amino acids. NCBI's taxonomy places the organism in Eukaryota, Metazoa, Chordata, Actinopteri, Scombriformes, Scombridae. The record is from RefSeq and is a predicted model, not a curated record. The transcript has 7 exons.
AUGAGUGAUUGUGAGGACAGAGCAGAGUCUCCAGUGUCCACCUGUCUGUCUAUGAAGAGUGACUGGUCCAAAGGAAGUCCUUCAACCUUCAGGAAUAAACCUGGACCCUCAGACACAAAACAGUGCAUCACCUCAUACUGGGACCAGUUUGCCAAAUCAGGAGACUCCUGUCCCCAGUGUGGAGCACGAUCCAAGACAAGACCUGGACUGCAGCCAGACAGUCAGACCAGCACUGUACAAAUGAAUGUUGGUCUCCAGGAGGUUUUACAUGAACAACAGAUCAGUCUGAGGAGACGUGAAUGUGUGAAUGAAGGAACUGAUGAAGCAGAGAGUGAAACCCUCCUCAACAGAAUCCACAGAAUCCCUCCUACAUGUGUUGAAAGGGUAACAGAAGUACAAAGCUUCACUGAUGCCCAGAAGGAGGAGUACUUCAGGAGUAGAUUCAGUGAUGAAGAGCUGUCCAGUAGAAUCAUCUCACACAUCAAGUCAUCCAGGAUUCUUCACAUCAUGUGUCGAAUCCCAGUCUUCUGCCAAAUCACUGCUACAGUUCUGGAGGACAUGUUGACUUCAGACCAGAGAGGAGAGCUGCCCGAGACCCUGACUGACCUGUACUCACACUUCCUGCUUGUUCAGAAACAGAAGAAGAAGAAGGAGAAGAAGAAGAAGAAGAAGAAGAAGCAUGAUGGGGAGCAUGAGAUGAGUCCACAGGUGCUGAUGGAGGCCGACAAAGAAGUUCUUCUGAAGCUAGGGAGGCUGGCGUUUGAACAUCUCAAGAAAGGAAACACCCUGUUCUACCAAAAAGACCUGGAGCAGUGUGGUCUUGAUGUCACAGAGGCCUCAGUGGUAUCAGGAGUUUGGACAGAGAUCUUCAAAAGAGAGAAUGUGAGCUUCCAGAAAACAGUCUACAGCUUUGUUCACCUGAGUGUUCAGGAGUUUCUGGCUGCAGUCUACAUGUACCACUGUUACACCAACAGGAAUGCAAACGUACUGAAGGACUUCCUAGGAAAAGACUACAGUUACUUAUCCCCGGAUGUCUUCCUCAGGCGAGCUAUGGAGAAAUCCUUGAAAAAUAAAAAUGGCCGCCUGGACAUGUUUGUUCGCUUCCUGCAUGGCCUCUCUCUGGAGUCCAAUCAGAGUCCCUUUGGAGGUCUGCUGGGUCAGACCGCCAACAGUCCAGAAAUCAUCCAGAGAGUCAUCAACAACCUGAAGGAGAUGAACACAGAGGGUAUCUCUCCUGACAGAGGCAUCAACAUCUUCCACUGUCUGAUGGAGAUGAACGACUGCUCAGUACAUCAGGAGAUCCAAGAGUAUCUGAAGACAGAAAACAGAUCAGAGACGAAACUCUCUGCAAUCCACUGCUCAGCUCUGGCCUACAUGCUGCAGAUGUCAGAGGAGGUUCUGGAUGAGUUGGACCUGAAGAAGUAUAACACAACAAAACAGGGACAAAAGAGACUAACCCCAGUAGUGAGGAACUGCAGAAAGGCUCGGCUUACUAGAUGUGGACUCUCAGAGACUCACUGUGAAGUUGUAGCCUCAGCUCUGAAGUCUAACCCCUCCCAUCUCAGAGAGCUGGACAUGAGCCGCAACAACCUGAAGGAAUCAGGAGUGAAGUGUCUGUCUGCUGGACUGGAGAGUCCAAACUGUAGACUGGAGGCUCUGAGAUUGAGACGCUGUGGUUUGUCACAGAGCAGUUGUGCUUCUCUGAUCUCAGCUCUGGUGUCCAACCCCUCCCAUCUGAGUGAGCUGGAUCUGAGUGAAAACAGGCUAAAGGAUUCUGGAGUGAAGUUGUGUGAUUUUCUGAGGAUUCCACACAGUAGACUGAAGACUUUGAGAUUGAGUCGCUGCAAGUUGUCAGAGAUCAGCUGUGAUUCUCUAGUCUCAGCUCUGAAGGACAACCCCUCCCAUCUGAGAGAGCUGGAUCUGAGCUACAACAUCCUGCAAGAUUCAGGAGUGAAGCUUCUGUGUGAUUUUCUUGAGAGUCCAGACUGUAGACUGGAGAUUCUGAGAUUGAAUUACUGCAAGUUGACAAGGAUCAGCUGUGCCUCUCUGGCCUCAGCUCUGAAGGUCAACCCCUCCCAUUUGAGAGAGCUGCAGCUGACAGGAACCAAGACGAAGGAUUCAGACAUGAAGCAGCUGUCUGAUCUUCAGCAGAGUCGAUACUGUAGACUGCAGUUUCUGAGGUCAGUAAAGAGUUGGAGUCAGUCCGUGCUGGUUUCAGCAGUAUUGUAUUAAACACAGUUAGUUUCAAAGGAAAG